Notodromas monacha is the source of this 288-nucleotide messenger RNA. Lineage: Eukaryota; Metazoa; Arthropoda; Ostracoda; Podocopida; Cyprididae. The record is from the annotation of a GenBank genome assembly.
AAGAUAUCAAUAAUUAAUACAUUAACCGUAAAGGAAACUCAGGACCGGCAUACCAACUCGCUACCCAGGCCGAGUUACGGUGCCCCGAGUCAUCACCCGGCGGGUUACUACACCAACGACCGUUCACUGAGGAAUUCCUACGCUGGCCCGUCUUCGUCUUCGUCCCAAGCACCAGACUUCUACUUCAUGCCAUCACAGAGAAAGUACUCUGGGGAAAUUGUCAGGGUUUAUGUCGACUACAACCAGCAGCAUAAAUAGGAAGCAUCGUCAUCUCGUUUUUUUUUUUUU